AUGAUUGAUGACUUUAUAAGUAAGCAAACAAGAAGCAGUCAAUUUCCUCAACCAGCUCUCAGUCUCGGUGGUCCAGGGGUGGACGCGCACGUUCGACACGAGGCUGGAGAAGCUGUCCUUUACGCCAAGUUCUUAAUAAACGAAGGCGCGCUGGUCACCGCCACCGCUGACGACCAGCUGCACCUCUGGACCUUUCGCCAGAAGUUGCCGCAGAGGGUGCAAUCACUCAAGUUCCAGAGAGAACGGAUUACCUGCCUGCACCUCCCGCUCCAGUCGAAGUGGAUGCAUGUGGGCACGGAGCGUGGGAACGUGCACGUAGUCAAUAUUGAGACCUUCGCUCUCAGCGGCUACGUGAUCAACUGGAACAAGGCCAUCGAAGUGACGAGACCGAACCACCCGGGGGCUGUGGUAGAAAUCAGCGAGAACCCCCUCGACGCAAGCAAACUGGUGAUCGCGUUCGAGUUGGGCCUGAUCGUGGUGUGGGACCUCCGCGCUCGCGCUGUCGAAUGGCGAGGUGCCUUGGGCACUGGUGGGGCGUCGGACGUGCGGGCCGCAGCCUGGCAGCACGACGGCAAGCUCAUGACCGCCCACGCUGAUGGUGCGCUGGCCACCUGGACAACACGGGCGCCAAGACCUUCCUCGCUCUCUUAUCCGCAUGCGAAGGCAAACAAAGAUGGAAAAUUGGAGCCUUGUAAACCCAUUCACAGAUUGGAAUGGAAAACUUCGAGAUCAGGGGAAAGUCUAAUAAUUUUCUCCGGUGGUCUGCCAACGGACAAAGCGGGCCGAACGCACAGCAUCACGGUGAUCAACGGCAAGAGCACCACCGUGCUUGAGAUGGAGCACAGCGUCGUGGAUUUUGUCACGCUCUGCGAAAGUCCACACGCCUCUGAAUACCAAGAGCCUUACGCGAUCGUGGUCCUUCUACAGAACGAUCUAGUGGUGAUAGACCUGCUGUCACCGGGCUACCCGUGCUUCGAUAAUCCUUACCCAAUGGACAUCCACGAGUCACCUGUUACUUGCUGUUCUUACUUUGCUGAUUGCCCAUCGGAUCUGAUCCCGGCAUUCUACUCAGUGGGGCGGCAGGUCAAUAAAAAGGUGGCCGGUUUCAGCGAGAAGCUAUGGCCCAUUGACGGUGGCGAAUGGGCUCCCGCCUCCUGCUCUUAUAGCGAGAUCAUACUUACUGGGCAUGCAGAUGGCAGUGUAAAAUUUUGGGAUGCGAGUGCAGGAACUCUACAGAUUUUAUACAAGUUAAAAUGUUCUAAAGUGUUCGAGCGGCGCGGUGGGGGGAGUAGUGGGGCGGGUGGGGGAGGCGGGUUCGGCGGGGAGGAGGAGGGUGCGCUGGCCAUCCAGCUGCUGGCGCUGUGCGCGGAGUCGCGCCGCCUCAGCGUGGCGCUGCCGCACGGUCACAUCGUGCUCUUCAAAUUCCGUAAGGCGGAGGCCACCGCCGAGACACACGUAUUAGAAAUUCCAAUUAUAUCGGACAUGCUAGAAGAAGAAACGUCACCAGAACAUGAAGGCAGCCGCUCAGCGUCAUUUAGCCGCGGAAGUGACGGCGGAGAAGGAGAAGGAAGAAGGUGCGGCAUGGGUACGGGUAGCGCGCUGCGCGUGCGCGGCGGCCUCGGCACGGGCGGUGCGCGGCGCGCGGCCGGCUUCCAGCCCGCGCUCGUCGCGCUGCAGCUUGGCCCGCCGCACCCCGUCGUCGCACUCACCAUCAACUCCUCCUACGGACUCAUGGCGUGGGGAGGUGAACGUGGUGUAGUGGUGGUUGAUAUGUUUCGACGUUGCGUGGUAGUUGCCUUGCCACCACACGCGCUCUACUUACCGGAACCCAGCGCGCGCCCGCACGAACGACAGCGCUCGCCCUCGCUCGAUCAGCUCGAAGAAGUACGCGCCUCGCCGGCAGCCAGCCCCGACCCGCCUGCCGACGAGCCCGACGACCGCGUCAAGCUCGAGCUCCGAAGAAAAUCUACAUCGUGGAAAACUUUUAAUCUCAAGCGACAGCUCUCUAAAGUAGAUCUCAAGUUUAAGUCCGCGUUCACCAUUCCCCCUGAGAGUAAUGUGGACGAAAUAACAGAAAAAGGCAAUUCGCAAUUUUAUUGCGAUCCCAGCGAAAAGACAGAAACCGAAAUAAAAAAAGAAGAUUCAAACUCAGAAUCGCCCGAUACCGUGGAAAAGGCGACCGAAGCUAUAGAGGAGGACAAAGAUCUCUCCUCACCUUUGAGGGUCUGCUCCGACGUGUUUGAAAGAAUGCAUAAGGAACUUCAGGAAAAGAGGUCAACUGACGUAUAUGACAGAAUGCACAAAGAGCUACAAGAAAGAUGGCAGGACAAAGAUAAAAUUGAGGCAUCGCUUGAACUUUCACCUUCCAAACUAGAGGAAGAAAAAGUCACAAGGCCUGACAACCUACCACUAUUCGAUGAAGAAGGUAAACCGACAAGACCUCCCCGACGGAAAAACAAAAAGAAAGAUGAAAGUAGAGAUCAAAGAGACCAACGAUUGCUGUCGGUUCCAAAUAUAAAAUAUAAUAAGCAAGAAUCAGUGCGUGAUCUAAGGAAGAGGCAGUCGACGAGCCAGCAGGUGCCGGCGUCAUUUGCCGGCAAUCUCAUGCGGCGCUUCAGAGAUUUUGUAGCGAGGCUUUGCACGAGGAACGAACAGAACACUGUGGAGCAAACGAACGAGGAAGUAAUUGAAGUGCCCAAGCGGAUAGGUAUGAACAUAGAUUACGGUUCACGUGGCACUAACUAA
This is a messenger RNA of Parnassius apollo (apollo), 2745 nucleotides long. Lineage: Eukaryota; Metazoa; Arthropoda; Insecta; Lepidoptera; Papilionidae. The record is from the annotation of a GenBank genome assembly.